This is a messenger RNA of Lathyrus oleraceus (garden pea), 1436 nucleotides long. RefSeq names its product kinetochore protein SPC25 homolog. The record is from RefSeq and is a predicted model, not a curated record. Lineage: Eukaryota; Viridiplantae; Streptophyta; Magnoliopsida; Fabales; Fabaceae. The transcript has 8 exons. The coding region runs from base 151 to 1050 and encodes 299 amino acids. Gene Ontology annotation, cellular component: Ndc80 complex. Gene Ontology annotation, biological process: chromosome segregation.
UUGAACAUGGAAUGGAAUUCCCCUAACUGACCGUAGAGAAUCCACAUCCCAAAUGGCGGGUUAAAUUAAGAUCCACAUUUCAAAAAAUAAGAAAAACCUCAAAUCAAAUUCAAGAUACAGAAUAUUCAUAAAAUAGAGAGAGGCAAAAAAAUGGAAUGCUCAACCUCAAACUCCACUCAACAAAUGCGCAAACUCGAUGCCAUCACCGUUUCCCUUUCCGAAUCCUUCCAAUCCCUCAAGAUCACAGCGCAACGAAAUUCUCGAAAACAAGAUCUACUAGAAGAGACUAAAGCCACCCUGAAGGAAGUGGAAGAUGAACUUGUUAAAGUACUCGCAGAAAAGAUCCGCAAAGAGGCCAAGCGAAUGGCUUUGAUGGAUGCUAUUGCUUCUGCAAAGGCUAGAGUUGGAAACCUCAACAGUAGUGUUCAAGAGCUUCGGGUUAGGAAAAAAGAAUAUGCCUCCUUUCUAUCUCACCAGUCUCUCGCUUUGGCAGCAUCUGAGGGGAUGUUAAAUGGGAGCAUUGAUCACACAGAUGAUACACGACAAGCCAUCUCUUGGUAUAACAAUGUACUCGGUUUUCAUGUCAAAGGGGGACAUGGGGUUAAGUUCACAUUCACGAAUAUAGAUUUGAAGAAUCCAAAUGGGGAGUACUCUUUUACUGUGUAUCAUGAUAAAAAUACCUACAUAUUGUUAAGUUGUGAACCUUUCCUUGAUGGUAUGGAGGAGUUGGUCCAUGAAUUAAACAAAACAAAUGAACUAUUUAAGUUUGUUAGACUUGUAAGGAGCAAAUUUCAAAAAACAUUGGGUCAAGGGAGCUCAGUUCGAGCAACUGUUGAACCUGAAGAAUCGGCCUUUAUCUCUUCAUCUGCUCCAGGUGCAUCCUGUAGAAGUGAUUCUACAACCACAGAAAAUGAACAUCAAGUGGAAUUCUCUGAUGGCAGUGCACUUUUAAAGAGAAAAAACACCCGCACAAGGAAAAAUUUGGCACUUUUAUCUCCUGAUUCUGCCUCAUCUGUUCGUCAGUCUCCGCGUUUAAAGGUUAGGAAAUAAAAUACAUAAUGUUUGCCACCUCAUUUGAUUAUAUGUGCUGAGCUCCCAGAGGUGUUCUUGCAAGCAUAACUCAAUUACUCAGGUUGACAAGUGUUUGCUAACAAAUUCACACAUUCCAUGCCAGACAUAUCUCCGUUCUGGUUGCCAAGUUAUUUUUGAAAAUAUGAUCUAUUGUCUGUUGUGACCAUUUUGUUUUUCUUAUAUUAUGUCUUGUUUUGUUUUGUAUAGUUCUUUUCAACUUUUUCCUGAAAUUACAAAAUAGUCAGUCAUUAGGGCGUUGGUAUUAUUUAUUGGCAAUGUAUUUAAAAUGGAUUUCCAUGAUUUUUGUUCCCCCCAUAUGAAUAGAUGACUAUGUCUUUUAAAUGUAUUGCUGCAGCUUUUCUAAA